AUGGCCGCAGACCCCGAGAGGGGGGCGCCGCGCGUGCUGUUCGCCGAGUGGCUGCUGGGCGAGGUGGGCAGCGGCCGCUACGAGGGGCUGCGCUGGCUGGACGCGGCCCGCACGCGCUUCCGCGUGCCCUGGAAGCACUUCGCGCGCAAGGACCUGGGCGAGGCGGACGCCGGCAUCUUCAAGGCCUGGGCCCUGGCGCGCGGCAGGUGGCCGCCCAGCAGAAGCGCAGGCCUGCCGGCCCCCGACGGCCAGCUGCUGGCGUGCUGGAAAACCAACUUCCGCUGUGCCCUGCGCAGCACCAAGCGCUUCGUGAUGCUGCAAGACAACUCGGCAGACCCCAGCGACCCGCACAAAGUGUUCACACUCAGCUCCGAGGAGGGGUGCGGAGGAAGUCCAGGCAUUGGCCAGGGCGACCACAAGGCUUAUGAAGACGCCCCACCCACCAGGGGGGCGCUCCCUGGGCCAUGCCUGGCAGAUGCCGGUGAGAGUCCUGGGCCUGGACCAGCCAGGUGGAGCCCCGUGCCCGGCGCCCCCAGCCCUCUGGUGAGCCUGGCGGCCUGCGCCGGGGACCUCCUGCUGGAAGCCAUGGAGCAGAGCCACCUGGAGCACCUGCUGGAGGCCCCUCCCGAGACCUGUGGUGAGGGGCUGCUGAACAGUGGUGCUGUGCCAGGGGAGGGCGGCCCAGAGCUGCCAGCCGGGGAGCUGGAGCGGGCCCCCAGCCCCAGGUCACUGCCCCUGGGCCCGGUGACAGACGCAGGUCCAGCCCCUGGGAUCUGGCAGUCCCCCCCUGAGGCGGAGCCCUGCACCCCACUGGUGGAGCCCAGCCUGGGACCCCUGCUCGUGACCAUCAUGUACAAGGGCCGCACGGUGCUGCAGGAGACCGUGGGGCGCCCCAGCUGCGUGCUCCUGUACGGGCCCCCCGGCUGUGCCACGCAGGCCCCAGAGCCCCAGCUGGUGGCCUUCCCCUGCCCCACCCAGCUCGCCGACCAGAAGCAGCUCUACUACACAGAGAAGCUGCUCCAGCAUGUGGCGCCCGGCCUGCGGCUCCAGCUCCGGGGGACGGGGCUGUGGGCCCAGCGCCUGGGCAAGUGUAAGGUCUACUGGGAGGUGGGCAGCCCCCUGGGCUCCGACAGCCCCUCCGCCCCCGCGUGCCUGCUGGAGAGGAACUGCGACACCCGCAUAUUCGACUUUGGCACCUUCUUCCGAGAGCUGGUGGAAUUCCAGUCUCGCAAGCGCAGGGACUCCCCGCACUACACCGUCUACCUGGGCUUUGGGCAGGACCUGUCAGCCGGGAGGCCCAAGGAGAGGAACCUGGUGCUGGUGAAGCUGGAGCCGUGGCUGUGCCAGGCGUACCUGGAGAGGGUGCAGAGGGAGGGUGUGUCCUCCCUGGACAGCGGCAGCCUGGGCCUCUGCCUGUCCAGCUUCAACAGCCUGUACGAGGAGCUGGAGCACUACCUGGAGCACCUCAUGGAGGUGGAGCAGCCAGCCUAG
Molecule: messenger RNA, 1491 nt
Organism: Pipistrellus nathusii (Nathusius's pipistrelle)
Lineage: Eukaryota; Metazoa; Chordata; Mammalia; Chiroptera; Vespertilionidae
Source: the annotation of a GenBank genome assembly